Trichoderma atroviride IMI 206040 is the source of this 774-nucleotide messenger RNA. RefSeq lists its product as uncharacterized. The record is from RefSeq and is a predicted model, not a curated record. Lineage: Eukaryota; Fungi; Ascomycota; Sordariomycetes; Hypocreales; Hypocreaceae. Gene Ontology annotation, cellular component: cytoplasm.
CUGCUGAAGGGCACCAGCUUCAGCGGGCUAUGCACUGAAGCGUCAGCAGCUAUACGGCAGUGGCUUCCUGUGGCCCCCGUCAGACCUACCCUGCAUCCAUUGCUUUUUCCUACCAAUUCAUGCCGAGCAUCUGAGAUCUGGAAAGCGAUUGGAGUCUUGAGAGCUUAGAGUUUGGUCCUCGAGUCUUAUGUCUGAUGUGAGAUUAUCUCAUCAACUCUGCUGUUUUAGCCGCCGAGGCUGUAAGCUGAUAGCGACUGUGCAGUGAUGAGGUGGCGACAGCGUUGACGCUUCCACCCGCUCUAUUUGCAUGAAAGCGACAGAGUUCAAAUCCUGGCGCUUGGCUUGGUCCGAAAUUAGAGUUGCUCUCGAUCUUACCCGCAAGGCCACAAUCGACACCUCCACGGGUCCUCCAUGGCAUCUCCAGCUAGUGCCGCCGUGCGCUUCCUGGCCGGCUCUAAGAAGGCGCCUCAGGGCAUUCUGCAGCUGCGACUGCACGUGAAGCCCGGGGCCAGCAAGAACAGAGAGGGCAUUCAGGCUGUGACUGAAGAGACGAUUGAGCUGUGCGUUGCGGCGCAGGCAAAGGAUGGCGAGGCUAACCAAGCUGUGAUUGAGGUUCUCAGCGAAGCCCUGGACAUUCCAAAGUCGAAGUUGAGCUUAGUUCAGGGCGCAAGAUCCAGAGACAAGACUGUGGUUGUACAAGAGAUUAAAGGCGAUGGAUCUGUCUAUGCUGCGACGAUCCUGGAGCUGCUUCAUAAGGCUAGCUCAGAGACGUGA